This is a messenger RNA of Vigna unguiculata (cowpea), 1267 nucleotides long. RefSeq lists its product as uncharacterized. NCBI's taxonomy places the organism in Eukaryota, Viridiplantae, Streptophyta, Magnoliopsida, Fabales, Fabaceae. The record is from RefSeq and is a predicted model, not a curated record.
GAAUAAUUAAUCCGAAAGUUGAAGACUACCUCUCCAAGAAAAAAAAAAAACAAGCACUCUAGACAGUAAAAUUUAGGCUAUAUAAUUUAGAAAACCAUAUACAUGUAGACUUUUAUUGCCGUUGGCUCAUUAGAAAACCUUAUCUUUUUGUGCACCGGUUCUCUCUUUCUCCAUCCUUUAUUUUGGUACCUCACCUUUUCUCUUGUUCUUCUUUCAAUUUCUCUCUUUCUAUCUCCUGCACAAAAUAGAAAGGAGAGACUCCUUCUGCAUAGUUUCAUGGAAAUGAAGCAGAAUUCAGUUAAGGCACCAAUUUGGGAACCUGUCGAACCUGCUGCUUCAACCAGAAGCAAAACCAAGUCCGUGGAAUAUGCAGAACUCUCCUCGGACAAGCAAACUUUUGAAGCGUCCCCAUUCGUGAUCAUUAGCGAAGUUCUAUCUGUUAUAUCUGCCUUCAUCUAUAUGCUCUUUUCGCUUCUUGUAUUCGCAGUUCGUUUCCUCACUGUUUAUCUAAAUGCUACAACCAAUUGGCUAAUGGAAACGACGGAGAAAUUAAACGCCAAGGGCAAGGAAAGAGAGAGCCACGUGAAUCGUGGAGAAUCCAACAACUUUCUGGAAGCUAGUUUCAGUGGGAAAGAUAAAGAGAAAAGGAACAAAGAAACCAAUAACCCUAACCAACAUGGCAACUACAAAGAGGAUCAAAGGAUCGAUGCUUCCACCAUUCAUGGCUGCGAAACUUCGAAUUCUGUUGAGCAUGGCUAUGCAAUUGAUAACUGCUUUAACAACUAUGGCGAAGGGGAGCAAGAUUACAGCUAUUGUGAGAUUAACAGUUCUUCAAGUAAAGAUUCCUAUAACAACCAUGAUUCGGGUCUACAAGAUCUUAGCAGUGCAAAGGUUUGGACUUCUACAAAUGAAGAUAUCUUUAACAACCGGAGCGUACACUCGCAAAGUUUCAGGAAUGCAAAGGUUGGAAAUUCUAAGGAGCCAAAAGCAAUUCGUCAUGCCUACAACAAUGGAAAGAAGGGAACCCAAAAGUACGAUGGUUAUACAUGUACUGGGUAAUAAUUCUGAAUGAACACCAAGAGAGAGAAAACGUAUGGGUAAUAAUCAUUUCUCAUUUAUAGGAGAGAAAUAAUAGUAUAUGUAGCAUUACAUCAUGCAAUUUAUUUAGCAUGUAUCUGAGGACUAUGUUUAUUGUUGGUAUGCAUGCUUUGGACACCAUAUAGAACUGUUUCAAGUUAAUAGCUAUAUGUUCUACUCUUCUUUCGCA